Molecule: messenger RNA, 6134 nt
Organism: Trichomycterus rosablanca
Lineage: Eukaryota; Metazoa; Chordata; Actinopteri; Siluriformes; Trichomycteridae
Gene: cdh5
Product: cadherin 5
Exons: 11
Coding region: 1-2295 (764 amino acids)
Biological process (GO): regulation of establishment of cell polarity; cell-cell adhesion mediated by cadherin; homophilic cell-cell adhesion
Cellular component (GO): plasma membrane; bicellular tight junction; catenin complex
Molecular function (GO): calcium ion binding; cadherin binding
Source: RefSeq, a predicted model, not a curated record
AUGAUGAUCGACGUGUUCAGGUGGCCGCUCGGGAUUUUUCUCUGGACCUUCCUUCUAAAUUUCAUUUUCACGACAGCCGAAGGUGUUAAAGAUGCUUCACCGGUCUCGGUCCUCCAUCGAGAAAAGCGAGACUUCCAGUGGAAGACCAUCAUCGUUUAUGAGGAAAAAAACCCACAAAAUCCACCCGAGAAAAUCGGACAGCUGAAGAACACCCGCUCAAGCACACGGACUAGCUUCAAGCUCUUCGGAGAGGGAGCCAACGACAUUUUCUCCGUCAAUACAAACGGCGAUUUGUUUGUCAAAAAGCGUCUGGACAGAGAGAAGAAAAGCAGUUACAAGCUGACCGCUCAGCUCCUCGACGGCAAUUCAGAGAUCGAAACAGAUGAAUUUAUUAUCGAGGUUCAGGAUAUUAAUGAUCACACACCCAGGUUUUCAGAUUCACCCACUGGAUCCAUCGACGAGCGGACAAAGAAAGGAGACUACGUGUUAACUGUGAAGGCGGACGAUGACGAUGAUCCCAGCACGCCAAACGGCCGAAUCGCCUACAAACUUCUGAACGGAACCAGUUUCUUCACGAUUGAUGAAAACACGGGCGUGAUAUCCACAGCGGGCGGGGCACUGGAUCGUGAGAUUCAGAGUCAGUACAAACUGAUAGUUCAGGCGUCGGAUCUGCCCGGAUCGGACGGAGGAAGAUCGUCCACCACGGAGGUGCUCAUCAAAAUAAACGACAUUAACGACAACGUGGCUACCUUCUCCAAACGAAUCUUUCGGUUCUCUGUGAAGGAGGAUCAGAAACCCGGAUUUAAAAUCGGAACGUUACACAUCGAAGAUCGAGACGAGAAAGAAAAUAAAAAACCCAGAUUCACAGUGACGCCUCCUUUUAAUCAGAUCUUCGACGUGGAGCUGAAUGACAAUAACGACGGAGUCCUCACUCUCAUAAAGGGACUGGAUUAUGAGACGACUGCCAGCUACACCCUGACGAUCACAGUUACAGAAGAUGUUGUGGUUCAACGUCCUGAUAAUGAAAAAUCUGGCCUGGCACUCCAGCUGACCCCCAGCGCCCAGAUCUUUAUAACUGUUGAGGACGUGGACGAGCCGCCCGUCUUCAACCAAUCGGAGUACACCUUCAACGUCCUCGAAGGUCAAACCCGAUACAAGGUCAUCGGGUCAGUGUCGGCCAGGGAUGCGGAUAAAACCAGCCACAGGAUCAGGUACUCGAUCGAGGAUCCAAAAAGUCCAGUGGAGGUGAGCAGUGAUACUGGUCAGCUCACUCUGAAGAUAGACCUGGACCGGGAACACCAGCCAUCACACACGGUCCAGGUCACAGCGCAGGAGGAGUCAGAAACCGGGCAAAAAUCUUAUGCAACGGUGAAAAUAAAUGUGCUGGACAUCAACGACAACAAACCAGAACUGGCCAACGAGGGCAACGUUUACCUCUGUGAGAAUGAUGAAAAAGGAACGGUCAUCGGGACCAUCGGCGCCACCGACGCGGAUGAAAAUCCCGGCAAGUUCCGAUUCGCUCUCGCGAGGAAGAGUUUGAACUUCUCUCUUCAUGAUAAUUUCGAUAACACGGCCAACGUUAUUCUGACCCACGGGCACUUCAGUAUGGACAGCUCGGCGGAAACCAUUUUGGAAAUCGAGAUUACCGAUGGAGGAACGCCGCCUCAGAGGAGCGUCACCCCUCUACGCCUGAGAGUGUGCGCGUGCGGGCACGAUCGCCAGUUCCACUCCUGCAGGGAGUACUACAAAUCCGGAAUCAGCAUGAGCGCCAUCGUCGCUAUCCUGUUCUGUAUCGUCGCCAUCCUCGUGAUCGUGAUCCUCUUCGUUCUGCACAAACACUACCGGAGGGCAGCGCUGGUUAACCUGGGCAAACCGUCCAGCGAGAUCCACGAGCAGCUGGUGUCCUACGACGAGGAAGGCGGCGGAGAGAUGGACACCGACGGCUACGACGUCUCCGUCCUCUCCUCGGCCCACCGGGACGGCCGGCUCGGCCCCGACCCCGCGCUCCCGCCCACGUACGCCGUGGUGAACAAACCUCAGGCCUGCAAGGGCGACAUGGCCGUGAUGAUCGAGGUGAAGAAGGACGAGGCCGAUCACGACCGCGACGGGAUCCCCUACGACACCCUGCACAUCUACGGCUACGAGGGAACCGAGUCGCUCGCCGGGUCUCUGAGCUCGCUCGACUCCACGUCCUCGUUCGGGUCCGAGCUCGACUACGACUUCCUGAGCGACUGGGGGCCCAGGUUUAGGACACUCGCCGAGCUUUAUGGCUGUGACGCGGACACCUCGUACUGAUCCCGGGGCCGAGGACUGGACCGCCUGAGCCUCACCGCGUUCAGGAUGAAUCAGUUUGUGAUUGUGAAUCAAAAUAGCGUUUUAUGGCUCUCUCAGCGGGCGUGGAAGUCACCGAUAUAGAUAAUUCUUAUUAUUUUUAUACCUUUAGGUCCAGUUCUUGUUUCAUGCUGUGUAUUAACGAUGUACAGCGAACGUUUAAUCCCUAAAAUCAUGAAAACUUGGAGCCCCUUUAGAGGCGAUACGUCAUUCACAGAGGAUCGUGUUGUGCCCCAUCCUCUCCUCACAGAUUAAUCGACACAUUUAGGGAUCAUUUAGGUUUUUCCUCGUCAGAGAUCCGACAGACAGCGUACGCUUUUCAAAAUGAUAAAGCAGCGCCACGACACCGAAAGAAAACUAAAUUUGUUCAGCUGCUUUUAAAACUGAGUCUUUUUAAAUUGUGUCGGUGCUGCACAGCUCCAUGCUUCCAGUUUCGAUUCCCAACUUCAGUCUCCCUAGUCGGUGUGUCAGCCUACGUUCAGGCCGGUCGCGAUGCGUUUAUUUUCAAUCGGAGCCGGCGAACGUUCGGUAGAUCAUACAAAUUAGUAGUAAAGCGAAGUGGCGAUUACCGAUAGGAAUCGAGCGUUUUAUCUCCGCCACCGUGAAGCACUACACCCCGUUUUUGGUUUCUAGAUCGUCGUCGAUGAAGAGAUCAAGAGAAACUCACCGUCACGUCGUCAGACCCCCACAAACAGAACAGAACAGACGCGGUUCUCUUCUCAUGUUGAUGUACAGUCAGUGAUGGACUACACAGGGAUGAGAUUUAUACACGAGCGAUUUCAUUCCAGGAUCUUUACUCUCGGUGGGAACACGUCUGAUUUGCGGUCGGAUUGUUUUUUCUAGACGAUCUGUAGAUACGAGCCGGUGAAGUACGCCGUACUGCCAUGGCAUUUUUCCUUCCCAAUGAUUCUGGCGUAAUUCUGAUCUAUCAGCGCGCAGGAUAGGAAAAUCAGGACCGAAUAAUAGCGCAGCGUGAGUCAGGAACAGUUCAGCGGUAAUAAGAGCAGCGGGGAAGCAUCUGUGAGGGAAACGGGAAAUGGUGUAAUUGGGCGCUGACAGAAUUAAAGAGCACUACAGGUUUAUGUGACAGAAUUGAUGGACACCUCGACCGCGGCGCGUAUCUCAGAUCUCAGGGGGCUCGUACAGUCCGGCAAUAAGGAAACGCGGCGGCUCUUCAUUACUUCGACCUCUCGGAUCAAGUGUCCACCAGUCCGAGUCCUGACGAGUAAGAGCAGCCUACCUACCAAAAGUAUUAGGACGCCUGACCGUCCGUCUUUCCUGUGUAGCUUUAACAUCAAUCAAGACUCUUCUCUGCAAGAAUUUGGAGUGUCUGUGGGAAUUUGUGCCUCCCGUUUAGUCGGUGAGGUCGGGCACUGAUGGCUCCGAGUAAUUCAUCCCCAAAGUGUUGAGUCGGGUUGAAUGUUCAUCAGGGCUCUGUGUGGGGCACUGCAGUUCCUUUCUAUCUUUUUAGAGGGGCGUAAUCAUGCCAAAAGAGAAAGGGGACUUCCCUAAACUGUUGGCACAAUAUUUAAAGCGCAGCCUUUACCUUUUAGCAUUCGUUUACGCCUGUUAGCAGUGGAUGUGGCAGAAACGACUACUUUUUAUCAUUAGCAGUGGCGUCUACAUACUUUUGGCCGAAUAGUGUAUAAAUGUUAAAUGUUAUUAUGGUUAUUAUUUAGUCACGUCAGGUCCUCUUAGUCACGUUCUGUCUUCUGUUUGAGUCUUCGUGUUUCCGUGUAUCCGUCCAUCUCCUGGCUGGCCGUCCUCCUCCUCUUUUAUCUCGACACUUCCAGGCACGAUUGGUUCUUAUCAAAAUGCGUCCAAAACAAUCGAGCUUCUGUUUGGCUUCCAGUAAGAGAUUCGGUUCGAUUCGGUCGAGGAUCCGCCUUCUUUGCCGACCGUCCAGGGUCUCUCAAACGUCUUUACCAGCACCGAAGCUCAAAGGCCGGACCUUCUUCCUGUCCAGCAUUCUUGAAGAACCACAUCAAAGAGAAGCUUACAGCCUGGAUGGUUCUGAUGUUUGUUUGGAGGGACGAACGGUGACGUCCGAGAUUCUUCUUCAGUUCCUUCGUUUCUGUUGUGCUGAGGUUCAGACUGUGAGUUGUUUCCUGACUGCUGGAACAUUUGCUCUUAAUAAACGAGCCGAGUAAGCAGAAGACGUGGACGUCCACCACUUCCACACCUUCUCCAUCCAUGGUGAAGUCACUGGUCUUUCCUGUUCUCACGACUCUCGUCUUUUUCAUUCUGAGCUGAAGUCCCGGCUCGUUCCGUUCUUUGACUUUCCUGAUAAGGUCCUACAGAUCUUCCUGAUUUUCUGCUCUCUGUGUCGAGUCAGAACCACGUUAACGGCCUCAUAUUUUUUAAACCGGUCACCCUGGGGCAGAUGUGUGAAGAAGGGACGCGUCCUGAUCACCUUCUGAUGAAAAUAAAGACUGAAAUUUUAACUAGAGACCUGAAUCAGAAAAAGUUUUUAAUUUCCAGGACAAACUACAGUAAACACACAUAAUCUGGACAAAAGUAUUGGGACAUCAGUUCUCAUUUUUAAAUGCAUGUGUUUCAACAAAUGUAAUGCCUCAAAGGUUUGCAUAAACAGUUUAGGAAAGGAAGCUCGAUAAAGACACGAGGAAAAGCUCAAAAAGUGAACCAGCACCCAGCCGUACAAACUGAACGGGCACAAAUUCCCACACACAGACACACUUUAAAGUCUUGAUCGAGUCCUCUCAGAAGAGCGACUGUUCUGGCUGUAAACGCUCACCUGUAAUACUGUCCGUUUUCGAAAUAGGACGUCCAGCAAGGUCACAGUCAGGCGUUCGAAUACUUUGGGCCGUGUAGCCAUGUAAGCCGGUGUUGUAAUUCAUCGUGCAUUCUUUAAACCUUUCAUAAACACAAUAACCGGAAACCUUUCCCCUCCUCCCCGUUAGUAAACGCUUCCCUCCAAAUCUGCCGCUUCCUUCCAAGGAAACUCGGUCUUGUUCUCUUAUCUGCUGAGGAAGACACCACACGGGAGUGGUCUUCCUGUUUCUUAUUCCAGACUGGAGGGGGUGGGUUUUGCGGGACUCUCUGGAACUUAUUGAAAGAAUAAUAAACCACUUUAGCGUUGCGUUCUGUACCGUUACAGGUGCCGUUUACAUUUUAACUGUUUAAAAAUUGAAGUCUGUGGUGAAUAUCUGCUGCUUUACAUCUUCAAUAAGCUGAUACACAAAUUCACACAUCACAAUCCGGUCGUCGGACGACCCGUGGCGUGUGCUAGCCAGCGGUCCAUUUAUCGUGCAAGUAGCAAAGGGCAUCAGAGUGCACAGGAAAUGUGGACAUAUCCCUAAAUGAGAAGAAAUGAGAGCGGCCUUUUAAUCGAGUCGUGAUAACGUGGUUUAUUUUCUAUGUCAAGUGUUUCUAUAGUUACAAAUGUGUUAGUAUUAUAGGUUCUGUGGGGGGUGUAAAGGUGGUGUAUUUUAGGGUAGGUGGGGGGGUGUAAGGGUGGUGUGUUAGUAGUUUAGGGUCGGUGGGGGGUGUAAGGGCAGUGUUUUUGUAAUAUGUUAGUAUUUAAGGUUCGGUGGGGGGUGUUAAUGGGAUUUAAGUGUUUUACAGAUAUUAAAGUGUCUUUUUUAUAUGGAGUAUAAUUAUAAUAAACUUUACUCUGAUGAACGUUACACGGAUGAGUUUCCUUUCAUGUUAGGACACGUGGGCGCCUCAUCACACUCGCAAAGUGACGUCAUUUGCAGGACUUGACGUGGUCCGACGUUCCUUUUCUGUCCUGCCCGUCUCGUACACUCGCUUAGUGGUCGUUAUCUUCCUCUACGAGAUUU